This is a messenger RNA of Lathyrus oleraceus (garden pea), 3030 nucleotides long. RefSeq lists its product as uncharacterized. NCBI's taxonomy places the organism in Eukaryota, Viridiplantae, Streptophyta, Magnoliopsida, Fabales, Fabaceae. The coding region runs from base 1 to 3030 and encodes 1009 amino acids. The record is from RefSeq and is a predicted model, not a curated record. The transcript has 18 exons.
AUGGCUCAACGUCAACAACGCGCCGCACCAUUUGUGUUUACACCACAACUCGAACUCGAUCUGAAACGUGGCAUUUAUCGCCAUAACAGCCAUAGCAAGAAAUGGACAAGAAUCAUCGCUGACGACGAUUUCCGAUUUCCACCGAAUACCAAAACGGAGGUGCUACGUAAAAAAUGGCGUCGGAUGCGCAAGGAUGAUCCAAAACUCUCAAUUCUUUUGAGUGGACCAUCUCGCUUGGCGGAUGAAAUGCUAGGUGUUUCUCUUGUGGCUCCCGACGGCGUUACUCCUCCUCCCAACGGCUUUCCUCUUGUGGAACCCGUCGGUGUUCCUCCUCCUCCCGACGGCAUUCGUCCUACUCCUCCUGACGGCAGUCCUCUUACGGCUCCCGACGGGGUUCCUCCUCCUCCUCCUCCCAAUGAUAUUCCUCUGGUGGCUUCCGAUGAUCUUCAUCUCAGAACCCUAAUGGCUCAACGUCAACACCGCGCCGCACCAUUUGUGUUUACUACGCAACUCGAACUCGAUCUGAAACAUGGCCAAAAAUGGCGUCGGAUGCGCAAGGAUGAUCCAAAACUCUCCAUUCUUUUGAGUGGACCAUCUCGUUUGGCGGAUGAAACGCUAGGGUUGGGAGGCACUCCCGGCGGUGUUCCUCUUGCGGCUCUCGAAGGUGUUUCUCUUGUGGCUCCCGACGACGUUCCUCUUGCUGCUCCUGUCAGUGUUUCUCUUGCGGCUCGCAACGGCGUUACUCCUCCUCCCAACGGCUUUGCUCUUGUGGCUCCCGUCGGUGUUCCUCCUCCUCCCGACGUUAUUCGUCCUCCUCCUCCCGACGGCAGUCCUCUUAAGGCCCCCCACGGGGUUCCUCUUCCUCCUCCUCCCAAUGAUCUUCCUCUUGUGGCUUCCGAUGAUCUUCAUCUCAGUGUUUCUCUUGCGGCUCCCGACGUCGUUACUCCUCCUCCCAACGAAUUUCCUCUUGUGGCUCCCGUCGGUGUUCCUCCUCCUCCCGAAGACAUUCGUCCUCCUCCUCCCGACGGCAAUCCUCUUACGGAUCCUGACGGGCAAAAAUGGGGUCGGAUGCGCAAGGAUGAUCCAAAACUCUCCAUUCUGUUGAGUGGAUCAUCUCGCUUGGCGGAUGAAAUGCUAGGGUUGGGAGGCACUCCCGGCGGUGUUCCUCUUACGGCUCUCGAAGGUGUUUCUCUUGUGGCUUCCGACGGUGUUCCUCUUGCUGCUCUCGAAGGUGUUUCACUUGUGGCUCCGGACGGCGUUCCUCUUGCUGCUCCUGUCAGUGUUUCUCUUGCGGCUCCCGACGUCGUUACUCCUCCUCCCAACGGAUUUCCUCUUGUAGCUCCCGUCGGUGUUCCUCCUCCUCCCGAAGACAUUCGUCCUCCUCCUCCCGACGACAAUCCUCUUACGGCUCCUGAUGGGCAAAAAUGGGGUCGGAUGCGCAAGGAUGAUCCAAAACUCUCCAUUCUGUUGAGUGGACCAUCUCGCUUGGCGAAUGAAAUGCUAAGUGUUUCUCUUGCGGCUCCCGACGUCGUUACUCCUCCUCCCAACGGAUUUCCUCUUGUGGCUCCCGUCGGUGUUCCUCCUCCUCCCGAAGACAUUCGUCCUCCUCCUCCCGACGGCAAUCCUCUUACGGAUCCCGACGGGCAAAAAUGGGGUCGGAUGCGCAAGGAUGAUCCAAAACUCUCCAUUCUGUUGAGUGGACCAUCUCGCUUGGCGAAUGAAACGCUAGGGUUGGGAGGCAUUCCUGGCGGUGCUCCUCUUGCGGCUCUCGAAGGUGUUUCUCUUCGAAAAUGGCGUCGGAUGCGCAAGGAUGAUCCAAAACUCUCCAUUCUUUUGAGUGGACCAUCUCGCUUGGCGGAUGAAAUGCUAGGGUUGGGAGGCACUCCCGGCGGUGUUCCUCUUACGGCUCUCGAACAAAAAUGGGGUCGGAUGCGCAAGGAUGAUCCAAAACUCUCCAUUCUGUUGAGUGGAUCAUCUCGCUUGGCGGAUGAAAUGCUAGGGUUGGGAGGCACUCCCGGCGGUGUUCCUCUUACGGCUCUCGAAGGUGUUUCUCUUGUGGCUUCCGACGGUGUUCCUCUUGCUGCUCUCGAAGCUCCCGUCGGUGUUCCUCCUCCUCCCGAAGACAUUCGUCCUCCUCCUCCCGACGACAAUCCUCUUACGGCUCCUGAUGGGGUUCCUCCUCCUCCUCCUCCCAAUGAUCUUCCUCUUGUGGCUUCCGAAGAUCUUCAUCUCAGUGUUUCUCUUGCGGCUCCCGACGUCGUUACUCCUCCUCCCAACGGAUUUCCUCUUGUGGCUCCCGUCGGUGUUCCUCCUCCUCCCGAAGACAUUCGUCCUCCUCCUCCCGACGGCAAUCCUCUUACGGAUCCCGACGGUGUUUCUCUUGCGGCUCUCGACGUCGUUACUCCUCCUCCCAGCGGAUUUCCUCUUGUGGCUCCCGUCGGUGUUCCUCCUCCUUCCGAAGACAUUCGUCCUCCUCCUCCCGACGGCAAUCCUCUUACGGCUCCCGACGGGCGAAAAUGGCGUCGGAUGCGCAAGGAUGAUCCAAAACUCUCCAUUCUUUUGAGUGGACCAUCUCGCUUGGCGGAUGAAAUGCUAGGGUUGGGAGGCACUCCCGGCGGUGUUCCUCUUACGGCUCUCGAACAAAAAUGGGGUCGGAUGCGCAAGGAUGAUCCAAAACUCUCCAUUCUGUUGAGUGGACCAUCUCGCUUGGUGGAUGAAAUGCUAGGGUUGGGAGGCAUUCCCGGUGGUGUUCCUCUUGCGGCUCUCGAAGGUGUUUCUCUUGUGGCUCCCGACGGUGUUCCUCUUGCUGCUCAUGAAAUUGUUUCUCUUGUGGCUCCCGACGGCGUUCCUCUUGCUGCUCCUGUCAGUGUUUCUCUUGCGGCUCCCGACGUCGUUACUCCUCCUCCCAACGGAUUUCCUCUUGUAGCUCCCGUCGGUGUUCCUCCUCCUCCCGAAGACAUUCGUCCUCCUCCUCCCGACGACAAUCCUCUUACGGCUCCUGAUGGGUUCCUCCUCCUCCUCCCCCAAUGA